GUGAAGAUAGCACGUGCGAAUCUUGCCAAGUACGCGGCGCCCCACAAUUAGCUUAUCCCUGCAAGUGUUCCGCAACUUUUUUGCGACUUCACUUUGAGAGUUUGACCUACGCCAGAAUUUCGAGCCGAAAAGAUAAUAUACACUUUUAGCUACAAUGCCGCACAAACACAAGCGGGUAGAAGACAAUGCGUCGGAGUUCAACCUCCCACCCUCAGUCCACGCUGCAGCCCUCCCCGUCGGCAAAGCACGAACAUUCAGUACAGCACCCAAGGGCAAGAAGAGGAAGAUAAAUCAUAUCGAGGGUUAUGGAGUAGAUGACACGCCCAAAGCCUUCCAACGGCUUAUGGCUUUCUCCAAAGGCGGUGCCAAGAAGCGCUCUGGGCUCGACGAUGGGUUGGUGAAGACGAAAAAGCAGAAAAAAGCGGAACAAAAAACGCUUGGGGAUGCAGAGGCGGGGGUCCCCAACAAGAGCGAAGAGCAAGCACCACCAAAAGCUGCGUUGAAGAUCCAACCGGGCGAGAGCAUGGUAGAGUUCAGGCAAAGAGUCGACAUGGCCUUACCUCUCUCCGGCUUGUCAAAGACGGGCAAAAAGGUCGAAGGCGUCAGCGAUCACCGCGUAACAAAACACGAGCGGAGACUCAAGCGCCUGCAGAAGGGCUGGCGCGAAGAAGAAGCGCGGAUACGAGACAAGGAGAUGGAAGAGAAAGAACUGGCAGAAGAGGACGAAGACGAACUAGCCGCGAUGUGGGAAGAUAAGACAUCCGAUCUACCCCCCACCCACACAAAUGGCAAGAAGAUGAAAAAGAAGAAGAACAAGCGCAAACUCGUCGUGGGCGAGAUAGACAACAACAGCGAGGACGAGUGGGAAGCGCUCAAGCGCACUAGGGAGGAGAGGAAGGGGCUCCAUGAUAUUGUUUCCGCGCCGCCGACGUUUACCAAGGCGCCCAGGGAGAUUUUCAAAGUGAAGAACGGGGCGGGCGCAAAGGUGGGCAAUGUGCCGAAUGCUGUGGGGAGUCUGAGGAAGAGGGAGGAGAUCGGUGAAGAGCGAAACAACAUUAUCGAAUCAUACAGAGCGCUCAUGGCUUCAAAGAAGAAGACGUGAGCUGCGUCUAUGUAGAAAUAGACAUUACAACCGCGACAACACUCAUGAGUCAAUAUCAACAGUAAAUGAAUACAGACAUAUCUAACAACGA
Cucurbitaria berberidis CBS 394.84 is the source of this 1193-nucleotide messenger RNA. RefSeq lists its product as uncharacterized. The record is from RefSeq and is a predicted model, not a curated record. NCBI's taxonomy places the organism in Eukaryota, Fungi, Ascomycota, Dothideomycetes, Pleosporales, Cucurbitariaceae. Bases 155 to 1102 code for a protein of 315 amino acids. The transcript has 2 exons.